AUGGCUGAUUAUCAAAUGACCGUGUCCACUUCCUAUCUGGAUGAUGCCGGCACUUGUGACCAUAUCUUCAUUAAGCUGGUGGGAAAGGAUGGUGAGAGCGCACACACGAGGCUCAUGGACUCCAAGGGAGAGUCAUCCUUCAUCAGAGGAACAGUGUCUACUUUUACCGUGUCCUGCCCUGUCUCCAUUGGAAAGCUGGUCAUGAUAAAGCUGGACAAACAGCCUUCCCAAAAUCCGGACAAAUGGUUUCCCACCAAGGUGGAAGUGAAAUCCCCUGAGGGAGACACCUUCAAGUUUCUCAUCUGCCGAUGGAUCACUGACAGCAAGGUGCACUACUUCAGAGAGGGAAUAGGUUUGUGGAAAUGUGAGGAUGGUGGAGUGACGACAAGAAAAUCGUCGAGAAGAUGGAGAAUGAAGCAGCGAGAGAAAGACUAUCGCUGGCAUGAGCAUAUAAAGGGAAUACCCCACUGCAUGAAGGCAGAAGACCUCUCUGAUCUGCCUUCUGAGGUCCAGUUCUCCUUCAUCAAGAAGGCAGAGUUUAAGCUCACUGCAGCUGUUGGGCUGGCUGAGCUGUACCUGAAAGGUCUGGCUGAUUCCAGGGAGAACUGGACUUGUAUUGAUGACAUCAAAGGGGUGUUCUGGUGCAAACGGACUGACAUAUCAGACUUUGUCCAGGAACACUGGAAGGAGGAUGCUCUUUUUGCCUACCAGUUUCUAAAUGGCGUCAACCCCAUGUUGAUCCGACGCUGUUCAGCUCUGCCUAAAAACUUUCCUGUCACUGACGACAUGGUCUUCCCCAGUGGUCAGUUGAGCUUGGAAAAUGAAAUGGAGAAUGGCAACAUAUUCCUGUGUGACUACAAGCGUUUGGAUGGACUGAAAGCAAACAACAUCCAUGAAAAGAAACAGUACUUGAUGGCUCCCCUCGUCCUGCUCCACAAAACACCUGAUAACAAGCUGAUGCCAGUUGCUAUUCAGCUGAAGCAGACUCCAGCAGAAGACAACCCCAUCUUCCUCCCUACUGAUUCUGAGUACGACUGGUUGACGGCCAAGAUUUUUGUGAGAAGUGCAGAUUUCAACGAGCACGAACUCAAUGUCCACCUGCUGCGCACUCAUCUGCUGGCUGAAGUGUUUGCAGUGUCACUGCUGCGCAGUGUGCCCAGGACACAUUCACUGUACAAGGUCCUUGUACCUCACACUCGAUACACUCUGCAUAUCAACUUCUUGGCGAGAGCUAAACUAAUUUCUAAAACUGGAGUUUUCACAAAGUUUGCAGCCUCUGGUGGAGAGGGUAUGGUGACACUCCUGAAGAGAUCACUGUCCUCAGUGACCUACACCUCCCUCUGCAUACCAGAGGACAUCACUGAGCGUGGGCUGGAGGAUGUGCCGAACUUCUACUACAGGGAUGAUGGACUCAAGCUUUGGGAUAUCAUCCACAGGUUUGUGCAGGGAGUGCUCGGCUUCUACUACAAGCAUGAUGAUGAGGUCCAGGAAGACGACGAACUACAGAGGUGGAUUGGGGACAUUUUUGAACACGGAUUCCUUUCCCAAGAAGGCACAGGAAUUCCACAGAGCUUUACCACCGUGGCAGAGUUGGUCAAGUUUGUCACCAUGGUGAUCUUCACUUGCUCAGCACAACACUCUGCUGUGAACACUGGACAGGUGAAGCCUUUUAAUUUACCGGGAUGA
Messenger RNA from Epinephelus lanceolatus (giant grouper), 1686 nucleotides. The record is from RefSeq and is a predicted model, not a curated record. Lineage: Eukaryota; Metazoa; Chordata; Actinopteri; Perciformes; Serranidae.